Molecule: messenger RNA, 465 nt
Organism: Malania oleifera
Lineage: Eukaryota; Viridiplantae; Streptophyta; Magnoliopsida; Santalales; Ximeniaceae
Exons: 2
Coding region: 1-465 (154 amino acids)
Source: RefSeq, a predicted model, not a curated record
AUGAAGGUGUGUAAAGGUGCUCUAAUGAUGAUGAAUGGGCAUAAAUUAGAUGGAAACAUUUAUGCAUUGUUUGGCACUACAAUUGUAGGUGGAGCUACAGCCAUAGAUUUUGAAUUUGAUGACACCAUUUUGCGGCAUAUGCGGUUAGGGCAUAUUAAUGAGCAUGACAUGAAAGAACUUCACAAAAGGAAACUUCUGAAGGGUAUGAAAACAUGCAAGCUAAACUUCUGCAAGUUUUGUGUUCUUGGGAAGCGGAACAUGGUGCAGUUCAAAGAAGUUAUGCACAAGAUGGAAGAUAUUCUUGAUUACAUUCAUUUUAAUGUUUGGGGGCUGAUGAGAGCAGCAUCAUGGGUCUUCUGGCCUCACAAGCUUUGCUUUUCAGUUGGGCCGAUCUCGCCUAAUGAGCUAUGCUCAUUUGAUGGGCAGUUUUCUGGCCUCACGUUCUUUGCUCGUCAGUUAGGCUGA